GAUAUCCCGUCUGCAAGACUGCAGCCACUGGGCAGCGAAAACUCAAGCACGCGGCGAUGCUGCGCCUUCGCGCUUGCGGCGGCACGGCGCCGGCGUCGGUGCCCGCGCUCGUCAGGGCCCGCCUCGCCAGGCGAGCCUCCUCCGCAGCCUCCGCCGCUGCCACCGUCGCCUCCGCUUCCUCCUCUUCGUCCGCCCUGGAAGAGCUCGCCGCCGAGCGCAGAGGUUUGGCAAAGGUCAUUUUAAAGAAGGGGAAGACCCAAAUAUUCCGAGAUGGAAGCCCAAUGGUGUACAGCGGUGCUGUUGAUAGGAUAAUUGGUCGACCUCCUCCGAAAUCUGGCGAUGUUGUUCUGGUAGCUGAUGGGACAGAGAAACCUAUUGGAUGGGGCCUCUACAACUCUGUGUCUAUGUUUUGUGUUCGGUUGAUGCAGCUAGAAGAAGAUGCAAUAAGAGAUCCCACAUGUGCACUUAAUAUGGAAAGACUGCUUGAAGCAAGGAUUUCAUCUGCUGUUGAUUUGCGGCGCAGUUUGGGUCUCCCUUCAGCUGACACAAAUGCUUAUCGCCUCAUCAACAGUGAAGGGGACCGAUUGUCUGGUCUAAUAGUGGACAUCUUUGCUGAUGUUGCUGUCAUUGCUUCAUCUGCUGCUUGGGUUGAGAAAUAUAGGCAAGAAAUACAAUUUCUUGUUAGCAAAGUUAACGGCAUCAGCCAUAUAAAGUGGAGGCCAUCGGCAGAUAUUUUGAAAGAAGAAGGAUUGGAUAUAUCAGAGCAUAAGGAGCCUGCUUCACCAUGCUCAACUGUUAAGGUCAUGGAGAAUGGCAUUGUCUACUUAGUCUCAUUAGAGGGUCAGAAGACAGGGUUUUAUGCAGAUCAACGGGAAAACCGCUCUUUCAUAUCUUUACUUUCAAAGGACCAAAGGGUCCUUGACCUUUGCUGCUACAGUGGUGGCUUUGCUCUUAACGCAGCUAAGGGUGGUGCUGAUAAUGUCAUUGGCAUUGAUUCAUCAGGAUUGGCACUAGACCUUGCCAAUGAGAAUAUUGUUCUCAAUGAGCUAAACCAUGGAAAAAUCUCAUUUGUAAAAGGAGAUGCAACUACAUUCAUGAAAGGAGCUAUCUCAGAAAAUGAGCUGUGGGAUUUGGUAAUCCUUGACCCUCCAAAGUUGGCGCCGCGAAAGAAGGUGCUACAAAGUGCAUCCGGUAUGUAUAGAAGCUUGAACGCGCUUGCAAUGCAAGUGGUGAAGCCAGGGGGGUUACUCAUGACAUGCUCUUGUUCUGGAGCUAUGACCCAAAGUGGCAUGUUCCUGAAAACCAUUCAGGGUGCUGCAUCAAUGGCUGGCCGUAAGGUUACGGUCUUACGUCAAGCUGGGGCAGCCUGUGAUCACCCCAUCGACCCUGCAUACCCUGAGGGCCAGUAUCUCAGCAAUUACUUGCUGCGCGUGGCAUGAAAAAUAAAAGAGUUAAAAGCAGAGUCAAGUUAGUAGCUGUAGCAGGCUGACAAGCCUACGAGGACCGAUCAUUUCUGAAGAGCUCAAGUUCAUCUCAUAGCUUAGUCAUGCAGGUUAGGUUUAGUUGUUUUAUGAAGAAAAAACAAAGCAUGGAACUGACAUUCACUUCUGACUUCUGAUUAUACAGUUUUGUAGAAAAUAAAGCUAUUUGUUUCAAUGUAAUGUACAAUCUGUGCACGAGUGGAUCCAAAGUUGUCACUUGUACACGCAUGCCUACUUUGUAUAUAUUCUACACCAACGAUCACGAAUAAAAUUUCUAUUUGGUACAAGAUA
Sorghum bicolor (sorghum) is the source of this 1772-nucleotide messenger RNA. RefSeq names its product ribosomal RNA large subunit methyltransferase I. The record is from RefSeq and is a predicted model, not a curated record. The transcript is spliced from 8 exons. Gene Ontology annotation, molecular function: RNA binding; methyltransferase activity. Bases 57 to 1439 code for a protein of 460 amino acids. Lineage: Eukaryota; Viridiplantae; Streptophyta; Magnoliopsida; Poales; Poaceae.